Molecule: messenger RNA, 553 nt
Organism: Symbiodinium sp. CCMP2456
Lineage: Eukaryota; Dinophyceae; Suessiales; Symbiodiniaceae
Source: the annotation of a GenBank genome assembly
GUAUGUGCGGCACCCGGAGUCAGUGACACAAGAUGCAGUUCACUUCUUUGCGAACCUUCUCAAGGAAUACCUGCACCAAUCCGAGCGAAUGCUGGAGUUCAUGGACUCCGCCGAUUGGACCGUCAAGCUUGCAGACAUUGCAAAUCUUUUGGACGUCUACAGGUCGUCCUUUGGGCGCUGGAACAAGAAUUCCAGCAAGGCACUCUCCGAGUUUCUGCAGCCGCCGCGGCGCCCAUGGCAUCCGGGCAGCCCCAGCUGGCGAACCGCCACAUUGGCUGCAAAGCAAAGCCUAGCCUGGGUCGCCACAUGGAGGCUCCCAGUCCAGCCACAGGCCCAACGAGCUCAGGCAUUGAAGCUGUGGGUCUUCGGUACGCAUUGCUCGGUGAUGGCAGAGCCGAUCUCUGCCAUCUCUCUGCUCUUAGCUGAAGAGUUUCAGCUCCAUGUGACAUGGAAGGGAACCGCCGACUACUGCCAGUACCACCAUGGCUCUGCGAGGGUAAUAAAGGACAAGGAGAGUUCUGUCCGAAUGCUCUUCAAGAAGCACUGGAAGAAA